Messenger RNA from Saccharomyces mikatae IFO 1815, 282 nucleotides. RefSeq names its product Lso1p (gene LSO1). Lineage: Eukaryota; Fungi; Ascomycota; Saccharomycetes; Saccharomycetales; Saccharomycetaceae. The record is from RefSeq and is a predicted model, not a curated record. The transcript has a single exon. Bases 1 to 282 code for a protein of 93 amino acids.
AUGCAUAAUAGUGGAAAAAGGUAUUCAGAAACUGCUAAAAAAGUUGCAGCAGGAAGGGCAAGAAAACGUAGGCAAGCUUACGAGAAAAACCAAUUAGAGAAGCAACAACUAGAGGCUCAAGAGGCUCAGAGAUGGGAAGAAGGGGCAAGAACACCUAAUCAGAGGAAGCUAAUUUUGGAACAAAAAAAGACAGAGAAGCUGAGAGCUAAAAAAGAAAGAGAUGAAUUAUUAUCCGCUGAGGAGAAAUUAUUAGGUAAAGGCGGCAAGGGAAGGAAAUACUAA